AUGGAAGGUGCAGAUGGAUCACAGAGCAGCAACGGCAGCACUUAUUCCAAUUCAAGCUCUGACGUGCCAACCAAGGAAAAAGUGAGUAAAGUUCUACCCGCGCUUGAUAAUGAUAAUCACCUCCCUGUGUCCAGGGUCACAAAGAUCAUGCGUCGGGCAUUGCCUCCCAAAACCCGUAUUACUAAAGAGGCCAUAGAGGUCAUGCAACAUUGUGCAACAAACUGUAUCCAUUUCGUUACCUCUAACGCAAACAUAGGCUGCAAACAAGACAAUCGCAAGAAAGUCUCUGCCGAAGAUAUCAUUUCGGCAAUAGGCAGGAUAAGGCUUGAGGACUAUGUUGAGCCUUUGACGUCGUAUCUGAACAAAUAUCGUGGCAUGAAACAAGAUCGCGAUGUCGUGCUUACAAGGGGUUCAGGAAAGAAAAGGCAUGCCAUGGAUAUCGAUGACUCCUUAGAGAAUGAUGAUACUGGCGAUAGCAAUGCCAAUCCUAGCAAGGAAGAUGAUGCAGAACCUAGCUCUCUUCACCAGCCUUGGUUGAAAUGA
This is a messenger RNA of Diospyros lotus (date-plum), 543 nucleotides long. RefSeq names its product transcriptional activator hap3-like. The transcript has 2 exons. Lineage: Eukaryota; Viridiplantae; Streptophyta; Magnoliopsida; Ericales; Ebenaceae. Gene Ontology annotation, molecular function: DNA-binding transcription activator activity, RNA polymerase II-specific; RNA polymerase II cis-regulatory region sequence-specific DNA binding; protein heterodimerization activity. The coding region runs from base 1 to 543 and encodes 180 amino acids. Gene Ontology annotation, biological process: regulation of transcription by RNA polymerase II. Gene Ontology annotation, cellular component: CCAAT-binding factor complex. The record is from RefSeq and is a predicted model, not a curated record.